AUCAGAAAGCAGCUUGUUCAGAAGUGCGAAUUUGCGCACUAGCCGACUGGAUCUUCAGCCAUUGUACGACGGUGUCCACAUCAGAUUUCUUUCUCUACUGGAUUGUGGGGCAGCAACAAGAACUGACUGAUGUGAUUGACACGAGUAGUUGAACAUCAAAUACAAUACAAAGAUACAAAAUCAUUCGAUCAGGACCUUGUAUUUGUGGCUGGGCGUGAGAUUGCGGAGCUUACAAAUAUGGACAAGGUAUAUUUCCACCAAAGCCAGCUUCCGAACCAGAAGACGAUGAACUUUGCUGGAGCACCGGCUGUUGAAAAGAGUGGAAGUGGCCUAUAUCCUGCCGGGUACCCCAACUAUGCCCCAACACAGCCUGGCAUGGCCCAUACCUUGGCCCCUGGAGCAGCUCCUGCAACUCACAGGCAACUGGCAGCCGCCGCCAACCAGCAAUAUCAACAGCCUGCAAUGCCACAGAAUAUGAACCCAUCAGUUUACAGUCCAUCAACAGGGGUCUACUCAACACUGUCGCCAGGUUAUCCAGCGCCCUCCAGUGGGGCCUUUCAUCCACCAUCGCACCCUCACGCGAUGCAAUACACCACGUUCCAGUCACCCUCAGCCUACCAAGCCAGCCAGUACGCAACACCAACAUAUAUUGGUGCUCCUCAGCUGAGUGCCGGAGCAGCCUAUCCCAUGGGUAUAGCAGUAACAAAUCCCCAUGCUCCGAGUGCUUACAACCCUUCCGUGGCCAGCGUACCACGUGCCUACACAACCCAGGCUGCAAUGUCUCAGGCAGCCAUGUCCCAGGCAGCCAUGUCCCAGGCUGCCAUGUCCCAGGCCGCUAUGUCCCAGAUGGGUUACAGCCCCCUUGGAUCCAAUCCACUCGGAUCCAACCCACUUGGAUCCAAUCCACUCGGAUCCAACCCACUUGGUUCCAACGUACCAGGUUAUCCUAACACAUAUGGCUUUAAUCAGGGAUACCCGUAAAAGAAAAUGGACACAAGACACUUGGCCUUGUCUUUGUCACGUGAUAAACAUGUGAUGAAACCAUGUGAUCUGGUGUUGUUGGCCAGGAUUGUGUAGGCUAGAGCCUGUCCGCAUAUCUGGCGUCUUAUAGAUCUGCAGAACUCUUCCCCUCCAUGAUUGUGAACAAAUAUAUUAUGUUAAGACCGCCUUUUGGUCUCGAAUCAAGACAUUAUUAUACAGUUUUAGGACAUGUUUUAUCAUUAUUAAUUAUUAAUAAUAUCAGUAGGCUUUACAAUUUUUUUUACGCAGAUUAUAUACACUUAUCAGUUAACAGGAAACUUCCGUAUGCCAUAUUUACAUUGCCAGUCUUGGUAAUUUCACCUUAACAAUGGAACAAUCAUCGAUAAGAAUUGCUUUGUGUAUGUUUCUUUCCGUAAAAGGGGACAUUCUGUAUAAGCCUGGCACUAGAUCGGGCAAUGUAGAUGUUGUACAUAUAUUUUUCUACCAUGUUUUGUUUACAUCAUGGACAAAACAUUAAACUUUUUAGAGCAUUUUAGUUUUACCACCUUGUUUUUAUUUUAUUUUCGAAAAAUGUUAUUUUUUUUCUUGCUUUUUGUGACAUUACCUUGAAAAUUCACGAGUUAAUUUAUAAUUAUCAUCAUGUUGUACCAUUGAAGGUAACACUUAAUAAAAACAUAUUGCAGAAUGCUAGUUUUGUUGGCUCCUCUGCACAGAAUGUUUGCUCAGGGAUUUUCUAGGUUAUACACAGGAAUUUUCGCAUAAGUUUUUUUUUGGGGGGGGGGGGUAUCGGAUGUCAAUGCAGCACUUUUACUAGUUGGCCUCCAGUAAUAAUGAUGACCAUGUUAUGAAUUUUGAAUUCUUAAGACUUUGAUUGAAACUUUAAUCAUAAACAUGCUGAGGACAUUAGUUUGUUUAGGAUGUUGAGAUUGACUUAUUACUGGUCACUAGAUAUUAGAAUGUUGAAAUUGACUUUAAUAUUACAUGGUCACUAAAUAUACUGACAAAACCAAGGAAAAUCCCUGUUGUCUUACAAACUUAAAUAAUUUCCAUUAAGCAGGAUUGUCACAAAUUUCACAAAUAGAAUAUAAUAGAAUGAAUCUUUUGAGAAAAGACAACAUUACUGUCGGAUUGUAAAGGCAAACUUGCAUAUGAAGGUAUUCAAAUUUCUAGUUUACAUUGUACUAUCAGUGUGUCCAUGCCAGCACCUGUGAUAGUAUGGUAUUUGUUGCACCACUUCAUAAGAUUGUUAUAGCAAACACUUGUACAAAAAUCAGCUGCUAUUUUCAUUGCAAAUAUUAAAAUUUUGUUCAAUCAG
This is a messenger RNA of Mizuhopecten yessoensis (Yesso scallop), 2296 nucleotides long. RefSeq names its product ataxin-2 homolog. The record is from RefSeq and is a predicted model, not a curated record. The transcript is spliced from 5 exons. The coding region runs from base 238 to 981 and encodes 247 amino acids. NCBI's taxonomy places the organism in Eukaryota, Metazoa, Mollusca, Bivalvia, Pectinida, Pectinidae.